AGCUGUGUCUCAGACCAAGCCUACAGGCUCUCUAGUCAUAGGUACCAUUAAGAUUGAUGAACAGGGCAACGUGGUUACACAAAAACAAAUUUCCACUGGCCCAGAGAAAAAUGUCAAUCCCAAUGUGGACGCUAAUACAGAAACAUCCCCAUUGGACAAAGCCAAAACAUUCUGGAGCACUGAAGAAAAGCAAGACCAAUCAACUACGAUCAACCGAGGGCCCAUAGUAAACAACAGAGAUACUGAUGUGUUCAAACCCUCGAUUGUGUCUGGAGUCUCUAAACUUUCAGUGAAAACACCUCCUGAGGAAACACACAAAGAGGUCAUUAUAUUGGAAAGGAAGCCCAUAUCUGUAGUGGCAAGUAAGCCUUCAUUCCCAGAGCCUGCAGAAAAUCCCUCUUUCACAGCUGAAAGGCGAGAUCUCUCUUUUCUUAUACCCUCCAGAAGAACCUCCAGCCAAUACAUAGCUUCUGCCAUUGCUAAAAAUAAUAGCAUUCCCAACACUAAAACAGAUAUCAAGCAGGCACCAUCAGAGUCCAUUGUUGGUGUUCAAAAACCUGUCAGUCAACGGUUUAAUAGUGAGGUUAGACUUACAAUCAUACACAAAACUGCUAAUGCUUUCAAACCCCCCCAAAAUUCAAGGCCUUCUUUUGGACACCCUAAACACCUGAAAAGUUACAUCAGUCAUGUUGCCGAAAAGCCAGCAAGUUCUGAGAGAAUAAGCAGUGUUGAAAAAGGCACUCUGCUUGGGGAAGACAGAACCAAAUCUCUUGAAUCACAUCCCUUAAAUAACAAAAUCCAGCCUUCUACACAUAUGUCUGCUCACAUUAAACACACGGAGUCUUCCUCUGAAGAAGCCACACCAAUCAAUAAGUUCCCAGACACCUCCUCUGCCAGAGAGACGCCAACAGACACCACACGUCCACCACUUACAAAGAAGGCAGAGGUACACAAAUCUGAGAUUCCAUAUGAUCCAAACCAGGCUAACUUGUUCGGACCAGUUAAGAAGUUCAAGCCUGUUACUUUUAAGCCUGAACAGAAGAACAUUUCUAUUCAUAGCUUGCUUAUGGAGGCCAUACAGUCUGGAGAGUGCAUUGAACAGCUCAGAAAGGUGUCUGGCUUGUCUACCAACUGCACAGUUAGGAAGCCAACUUACAAUUAUGCAGAUAACGAGCAUUCAGAACUUCUUUCCGCAAUAAGAGCUCCAAACAACUCUGCCAGACUGAAGAAGACCAAAUCAGGAGCAGCUAAGGAGUUGGAGCUGAUCAGGAAACUUGAGGAGGACAGAAAUGUCCAGAGAGAUGAUAUCUCACCUCCUCCCACUUCUUCUGCUGCCUUUGUGCCAUCCCCACCUCCACCUUCAGCUCCAGUCAAGACCCCUCUAGUGCUGCCUGCUGGAGGAAACUCAGAGUCUGCCCGAGAGGCUCUUCUGGAGGCCAUUCGCUCAGGCUCUGGGGCUCAACAUCUGAAGAAGGUAAGAGGCUCAUUACAGCCCAAGCUUGUUUUAAAGAAACCAUAUAGGAGAAAUGUCUAA
Molecule: messenger RNA, 1534 nt
Organism: Sinocyclocheilus grahami
Lineage: Eukaryota; Metazoa; Chordata; Actinopteri; Cypriniformes; Cyprinidae
Product: protein cordon-bleu-like
Exons: 3
Coding region: 815-1534 (239 amino acids)
Biological process (GO): actin filament network formation; actin filament polymerization
Cellular component (GO): plasma membrane; actin filament; ruffle
Molecular function (GO): actin monomer binding
Source: RefSeq, a predicted model, not a curated record